AUGGACUUCCUGGUGGAAGUAGAUGAUGAGUUGGACUAUAAUGAAGGUGAAUCACCUGUAACUCUCAAAAGAACCGGUACCAGUUAUACAGGAGAUUUCAAGUCUUCACAGUUUCACGCUAAAUCAGCUUAUCUAAGUGAUAAAGGCCGUCGUACUAUUGUUUCACCCCGUGAAGAAGGAGAGGCUUACUCAGAUGAUGAAAAUGAUUCUGGUAUGCCACCAGUUGAGUCAAAGCGUGAAUAUAACAGCAAACAAAUGACUCAUUUUGAUAAAGAAGAGGGUGAGGCAUCUAGUGAAGAGGACCGACGUUAUGAAAAUUCAAGGCGGGAAAAAUCAGGUUCCAGUAAAUAUCCUCCAGGGAAUACAAAUUUGACACUUGAAGAGCAUCAAUAUCGGAACCGUUUACAUGAAAGAUAUGAACGACGUGAGCGUGAGAAAAAGCGGAUACGCGAUAACAUAGAUUCAGAGCCAAUGCAUGGGUCUCAUCAGCAUGGACGCUCAGUGUAUUACAAAGAGAAUUCUACCUCCAGCAGUGAAAGAGAAGAUAUCCAUCCCAAUCCAAAAGUGGAAGACUCAGAAGUUAGUCGAAAGUAUCAGACUUCGAAACAAUCGGAUUCAAAGCAAAAAGAUCGUAUAUUAGUGUCCACAAUUAAUCAAACAUUAGAGAAGUCACCUCAAGAUAAUCGACAAUAUAAAACAACCUUACAAACAGAACGUGAGGAAUACGUGUUAAAAUAUGGUCCAAGUCAAUCAAGUUGUGUUACUGUAACGGAUAGAAUGAUUGAAUCACAAACUAUUUAUACAGAUGAAUUAAAUCCUUCACAAUCAGAGGUAAUUCGUAAAUCAAAAUCUAAAAAAUCUAAACGUGAUCGAAAAGAAAAAGAACAGAAGAUCACAUCAAAAAGUCGAGAGAUGAUAACAUUAAAAAUGAAAAAAGAAAGUAAACAACGAAAAAUUCAAUCUGGUAAUAAUAGUAGUAGUCAUUUAGACUAUAAUACUUGGGAAUCAAUUCAAAAAUAUACUAAACUUCCAGAUCGUCAUCAUGGACCUCUUCAACAUAGUCGUUCAGGUUCAUUAAAUUCCAUAUCAUCUGCUUCAUCUCAACUGAGUAAAGUUUCUGCAUAUAGUGGUUGUUCAUCACAUUCAUCACCAUUGAGAUAUCGUAAGUCAUCAACAUCAUUAACAAGUAGUCAACAAAUUCGACGUUCUUCUCAAUCACCUAAUGAUCUUGAUGAAUCUUAUAGUUAUUCUAAGAAACGUUAUCAUCGUGAAGCUAGAGAAACUGCUCCACCACCUGAAUCUACACGUCACUAUGUUGGUCCAAAUCAAAUAUCUGUGAAAAUGAAACAUAAGCGUAAAGGUGACAAAGGUGAAGCAUCUGAAAGUAAUAAUUAUGGGGUAAAUUUGGCUAGUAAACGUGAAAAACUAUCACAAGACAGUGAAACUCAUGAAUUGCAAAUAGAAGAUUCACAUAUACAAUCGACUACUGGACGCACUAAAAGUAAAAUGCCAAAAUCUCUAGGAACAGAAUCUAGUAAGCACAAAAAACAUUCAUCUAAGAGCUCAAAAAUAAAAAAUAGUCGAUCAACAAUGAGAAAGUUAUCAUCCUCUUCAAAGCUUGAAGAAGACUAUGAACAAGGUAAUCGUAAUCUCUAUAAGUUAAUAGUAAAUAAAUCCGAAGAUGGUGGACAGUAUUCAGAAGAAAGUGACUCAAAUUUACACAAUAUCAAUGAUAAUAGCAAUAGUCGACGAAAUAAUCAUGAAAGUAGCUACAGCAAGAUAGCAGACAUUGACAUCAAUGAGAAAGCCGGUGGAAAAUCUAAGGAAAUGCAUGUAUUAUUUCCCGCUGGAAAUAAAAUAAUUGAGAAUGAUAUAAAAGGUGAAUUUAAUAGACUGCCGCCUCCCCCACGUUAUCCGGGCUAUUCAGAAUCUUCAUCUGAAUGUGACGAAGGUGGAGUACCUGAUAACGGUUUUUUGGAUGAUGAUGAUAUCCAUGAUCAUAAAGUUGACGAUGAUGUUGAACUUCGUAAAGACAAUGAUAUUGGUAAUGAUGAUGAAAUCAGUUCCUUUAAGAAUAAGCCACCUGGGAAGCCAUUCUAUUUCCCAUCUAUACAAGGUUGUAGAUCAGUGGAAGAAUUUGAAUGUCUUAAUCGUAUUGAAGAAGGUACAUAUGGUGUUGUCUAUAGAGCACGUGAUAAAAAAGUCAAUGAAAUUGUUGCAUUAAAACGUUUAAAAAUGGAAAAAGAACGUGAUGGUUUCCCAAUUACAUCAUUACGUGAAAUAAAUAUGUUAAUGAAAGCUCAACAUGAAAAUAUUGUUACUGUACGUGAAGUAGUAGUUGGUAGUAAUAUGGAUAAGAUUUAUUUAGUUAUGGAUUAUGUUGAACAUGAUUUAAAAUCAUUAAUGGAGAUUAUGAAUGGUCCUUUCAGUGUUGGUGAAGUGAAGUGUUUACUUGUACAAUUAUUAAGAGCUGUUAGUCAUCUACAUGAUAAUUGGAUAUUACAUCGAGAUUUAAAAACUUCAAAUCUUUUGCUUAGUCAUCAAGGAAUUCUAAAAGUAGGAGAUUUUGGUUUAGCUCGUGAAUAUGGCUCUCCAUUGAAACAUUAUACAGAAGUUGUUGUCACCUUAUGGUAUCGAGCACCGGAACUGUUACUAGGUACUAAACAAUAUACUUGUCCAAUUGAUUUAUGGUCAGUUGGUUGUAUUUUUGCUGAAUUCUUACUACAACGACCAUUAUUCCCUGGGAAAGGUGAAGUAGAUGAAUUAAAUAUUAUUUUUCGAGAUUUGGGCACACCAACAGAACGUAUUUGGCCAGGUGUAUCUCAAUUACCAGGAAUUAAAAAAUGUGUUUUUACUGAAUAUCCUUACAAUCAAUUAAGACGAAGAUUUACUGAGAAACAAAUAUCUGAUCAAGGCUUUGAUUUAUUGAAUAGCUUCCUUACAUAUUGUCCUGAUAAACGGAUUACCGCAGAAAAAGCACUUGUUCAUUCAUAUUUCAAUGAACGUCCUCGUGCUAUCCAUCCAUCAAUGUUUCCAAGUUGGCCAGCAAAGUCUGAAGGUGGUGUUGCAGUGAAAAGAGCGUCACCUCGAGCACCCGCUGGCGGUGGUGCUUUGGCAGCGGCUGCAGCUGCUGUUGCUGCUGCAGCAGCAGCAGCGGCAUCAUCAUUGGCCACAACAAGUGGUAGUCGUGUAAGGUAUCAGCCUCCAGCGCCUCCUAUGGGAGGUCAACGGUUUUAUAGCAAUAUGUCUGAUUCACGUCCAGGUACAGCAAAUCAAGGAUCAGGUGAUGCUUUUACAACUAGUGGUGUAGAUAAAGGAUUCUUAUUGCGUUUUUGAGCUGUUGUUGUUUUUGUUGUUAAAAUUUCACAUGUCCUUUCUUUUCCCCUUCUUCCCUCUCUCUGUCUCUCUUUCUUAGAUUCAAUUCCUUGUACAGAAAAGACUUAACAUUCUUGCUUUUGGAUUGUAAUUUGUUCUUAAACAAAUGAAUAUGUAAUAUAUGAGAAAAUAUUAUUUUGCCACUUACUGUUUUCUUUUAUUAACUGACUAGUUUUGUAUGAGUUGUAUAAUGUUAUGCUUUGGGUUAUUACGAAUUGUGUUAUAGAACUCUGGAUAAGUUUUAUUGUGUAUUGGUGUUACUAUGGUAUACGAUUGGGAGUGUGGAUAGUCGAUUUUAUUUCUCCUAACUGAAUUUAGCGCAAUUUUCGAUAUCAUAAUCAUCCGUUUCAUGUGUAAGGUACCUUCAAUCAUCAUCGUCUACCUCGACUGGUGAUGUAUACUCGUGUAUAAGAGAGUAGGUUAGAAAAAAGCUAUCAGCGCCACAUCAAGAAUUGUGUUCAGUUCGUGAAAUCAUUAUCUGAUAGAUUAAUCUUUCCGAAUAGUUACAUACUACCUGACUAGGAUCUUUUCGAUUUGUGGUUGGAUACAUUUGUGACAUGACUCAAAGGCGUUCACAAUGGUUCAGAUAGAUUUACACCGCAAAUUUAUCAUUAAAACGAUAUACAUUUAUCGUAUUCUAUGCUUUUAACUGAUUUAAGUCGAUCAAUAUAUUGCACAUUUUUACCUGAUAGUGUUUGAAUGUGCUUUUAUUGAAACUAUCGUAAGUGCUUAAUACUAAGGAAUUUCAGCUCAGCUUUCAGUGAUUGCUACAUUUUCUGCCUCAUCUGUUCUGUUUUUCUGAACCAUUUUAGUAAGCAUAGUGUUUUUUGUAAGUAUUGGAUUAUAGAGAUUGUUAAAUUUCAUUGAAAUCUUGAACCAACCGUACUUAGACCAACACUAAAAACCUGGGAGCACUGGGCGGCCGUUUCUUUCCUGGUAUGGGACUUCUCAACAGUGCUCAUCUGUGAUGUCGCACGCGACGAAACGACCGUCUAGUGCUUCUAGGUUUUCAAAAGUGGCCUUAGAUUAAUUCUUUAGUAUUUAUUUAAACACAUAAAUAUU
Molecule: messenger RNA, 4437 nt
Organism: Schistosoma rodhaini
Lineage: Eukaryota; Metazoa; Platyhelminthes; Trematoda; Strigeidida; Schistosomatidae
Source: the annotation of a GenBank genome assembly